This is a messenger RNA of Prorocentrum cordatum, 4661 nucleotides long. The record is from the annotation of a GenBank genome assembly. Lineage: Eukaryota; Dinophyceae; Prorocentrales; Prorocentraceae.
CGGGGAGGCGGAGCUGGCCGUCAUUCUGGCUGGAGGGUUCCCUGCAGGUCUUUAGGAGAUCGACGCGUGUAAGCUCUGGGCCUUCCUCCUUCUCUAGCCCGUCUAAGGGUCAGGCUGGCUUGUUUUUGAACCUCCGGCGUCUUCACCACGGUCAAAGGACGGUUUCCUUGCCGAGGCGCCCUUCGGAUCCGCCCGGGAUUGUGAGUGAUCUGGGGCUGGGACAGGUGACGCUGCAAGAGAUCUCCCCAGAGUGCGGCAAGAACUCGCCUCAUCUGCUGUUUCAGCUCGUCGCAGUGUGCCCACCAAGGAAGGCGGAGCUGAACAGGCGGCGUGCUGAUCAGAGGGGGUACGUCGGGGUGCCGGGGUGAAUGAGAGCAGUCCAGACGUAGAGGGGGUGCCAGAGCGGGCUCGGCAGCAAGACUUCCCCCGAGGUCUGCGCUUUGGCCGGCUGCACCUGCUAGAUGUGGAAUUGCCUCAACGUGGGGCUGAAGACCAUCUGGAAGAAGAGGAGAGGCUGGACCAUCUAUGGCCAUCAUGGCCUGCUUGGCCGUCCGGUGCUGCGGUUCCUGCCGCUGGAAAACGUGACGCUGCUGCUCCGCGAGCACGUCGCCUCGAUGCCCGCGGGCUCAUCGUCCCCAGACCUGCUGAAGGUGGACGUGGACCACUCCGACUGCCGCUUCAUGGAGGAGGCGCUGCGCGCCGUCCGCCCGAAGCUCAUCCACCUGGAGUUCAUGCCGCUGGCGCCGCCGCCGCUGGACUACGCCCAGCGGUACCAGCCCACGCUCGUGGACGUGCGGCUGCAGGAGCGGAGGAAACCGCUCCUCGCCGCCACCACGCUGGAGCCCCGCGGCGUGCAGAAGCCUGCCCACGCCCACGCCCCUUGCGGCCGAGCGGUGGAUGCCUGCGCGAUGCAGAUUCACGCGGCCGCCAGCGCGGGCCGAGGUGCUGGGCCCGACUCCGAGGCCGAUCAGCGCCUUGCGGAGGGCACCCCGAGCAGCUGGGUGACUAGCGCCUGGGGCGACUGCAUGAGCAGCUGCGACCUGCCGGUGAAGCACCGCGACGUGGCCUGCGCGUCGCCUGUCAUUGGCGAGGCACCCUGGAGCUGCAGCUGCGAGCUGGAAGUCUGCAAGAGCCUGCCGGGCACGGCCUGCGGAGCGCCCGAGGACCCGAUGCUCCUGGGACUCCCGAGUUACGUCGAGGUGGGCUGCUUCCAGCUCUCCGUCGGCGACCCUGGCGUCACGUGCGCCGGCGACUACGACACGACGUGCCUGAGCUGGAGGCAGGGCACGCCCUGCAAGAGCGGGUUCCCGUUCUUCAGCAACUGCAGCGGCGGCCCCGCCCCCGCGAUGAGGGCGGCGGAGUGUUUCAACCACUGCAUCACCAGGGGCCUCGACAUGUUCGCCAUCGUGGAGGGCCUCGAGUGCCGCUGCGGGGCCUCCAUGCUCAGCACAGCUGUGUGGCGGCAGCAGCCGCCUGGCGCGGGGAAGGCCUUCUCCAUCGGUGCGUCGGUGCAGAGCGCGAACGCCACGGCGGGGGAGUGCUCGCUCCAGGUGUUCCGCUACGCGGGCAGCUACGACGCGGGCUACGUCCCCCUCCUCUACGUGACCUCUGCUAACGUGGCCGUCGGGGCGUACAUAGACUCCAUCGUCGCGGGGACGGUCGUCUCGCCGGAGAAGGAGGAGGAGACCGCGGACGAACAACUGGCCGACUUGCGCCCCACCUUGGGGGACUUAGCGGCCCGCGCCGCGAGGCUGUCGGGCAAUGCGUCGUCUGCGCGGUCGUCGUUGGGAAAGGCGGCGUGCGCGACGCCCUUCAACCAAUACGGCUACUACGACUGCGACGACGCCUGGUGGAAGGACCAGUACAGCUGCGCCGACUUGGAAGGUUUUGGCUUGGGUAUUGACUGCACCGGGUGCCAGUGCCCCGGCGACUGGCCUUCGUCCAGGGACAUCCCGGGAUGGACGCGGAACUGCUACCCGUUGUCGUGCGGCUACGGCGAGGGGCCUUGGCCGACGCGCCAGGCUACAGCUCCUGCUGGCGUCCCCGACCUGUGGGACGAGUACGUGAUCAUCCCGUACAAGUUUGUGUCGGGCUUCCCGGCCGAAUCCAAGGCCGUCGUCGAGACUGCGGCGAAGCACUGGUACGAUCAGACUUGCAUCGUGUUCCAGGAGACCACCCCCGACAGCUACCUCAAGGUAGAGUUUACAAACGCAGACCCCAACCAGUGUUACGCGACGGUCAUAGGCAAGCCCGUGGAGGGAGGUACCACGUCACAGAUCAACAUGGGUUGGUGCAACAGCGCGGCCCACACCGGUAACGUCAUCCACGAGCUGGGCCACGCCUUAGGCAUGGUCCACGAGCAGCAGCGCCCCGACGGCAGCGCAGCCUACCACGGACGGGGGCCGCAUCUGGUGAUCCGCUGGGAGAACAUCGACUCGUCCAAGUACUCUCAGUACACCGCGAAGAGCGGGAGCUACACGGGGUCCGCCCACGACGGGGACGGCGACGCCCACGAGGGGUACUCGCCGUACGACUUCGGCAGCGUUGUGCACUACGGCGCCGGCGCCUCCGCGUCCCCGAAGUUCACAGCCCUCCCAGAGGACGUGUCGCCGAUCAGUGUCGGGCAGCGCGUCGGCCUCCCGGCAAUGGACAUCUCCCAGGCGCUGGACACGUACCAGUGCAGGGCCAACGACGCGUCGCGCCUCGCCAAGGGCUUCGCGGUCGUCGGGCCCUUCUGCUCCGACCAGAGCGCGCUCGCCACGGAGUACGUGCUGGGGGGGGAGACCCAGGACAAGAAGCCCUGGUACGUCUCGGCCGACGGCGCCUACUACCUGUACUACGACCCCGACUGCGACGGCCAGGGCUCUGCGCCCAGAUGGGUCUUCGACGCGCAGCAGCCGAGCGAAACCGCCACAUCGGACCUGGACGGCGACGCCGCGUGCGACUACGAGGCUACGAACCACCCCGCGCCGACAGACCCGAGCGUGGAGAUCUGGAGGGGCGUGCCGCUGGGGAGGUCGACGUUCCUGAUGAUGUGCGGGAACCUGGGGUGGCAGAACCAGGAGGUCACAGUCACCGGCAUCGAGCCGCUUACCGUCUCUGGGCACUGCCAGGACUCGGUCGACGGGUACUUCGCUGGGCUCGGCUCCACGGCGAGCGGGAGCCCGUACUACGGGAACGGCAAGGGCACCUACCUGUACUACGACCCCGACUGCAGCGGCGCGGGGACCCGCAGCCCCGCGUGGCACUUCGACGCCGCCGCCCCGAGCACGGUGGCGGCCGCCGACCUCUCGGGCACCGGGGACUGCGAGGACCUGGGCUACGUCGAGAGCGGCAACGCGACGGCGGUGCCGACGGGCACGAGCUCGUGGCAGGAGCGGUGCCAAGACGGCAGCGGCGCGUGGGCCUGGGGGGCCAAGGACCUCACGGUCGAGGAGGCGGCGCUGCCGCCCACCCCGCCGCCGACGCCCCACCCCGAGUGCUCGGACACCGACGGCGGCGCCACGGACAGCACGGGCCAGGAUUGCGCCGCUGGCUACUCGUACCACUACGCCAUGUGGUGUGGCGAGUGCGACUCGAGCGACUUCACCGCCAGCACGGCGGUGGGGGACCCUCACAUCACGAACCUGCUCGGGGAGUCGUUCGACGUCAACAAGCCGGGCGAGCACGCCCUCCUGCGCGUGCCCUUUGACGACGGCCUCUCGCCCCAGCUCGAGGUCCGCGCCAGGAUGAAGCCGGCGACCGCCUCCCCCUGCGGUCUGUGGAUUACGGAGGUGAUCUUCAGUGGCGAGUGGGUCGGAGAGGAGGUCCGCGUGCACACGGCCGCCAAGGCCGCCAACAGCCGCAGCGAGCCCGACCACUUCGCUCUACUUGUCGGCCCUGGCGCUGACCACGCCGUGCGGAGGCGGUGGAGGCGGUGGUCAAAGUUCCCCAAGGGCGCCGACGUUUCCCUGUCCGGGAACGUGACGGUCCGCCCCACCUUCCGCGAUUUCCAGGGCGCCGCCGCCGUCAAGGGCAGGAGGGUCUUCGAGUUCCUCGUCGGCCCGUCCGCCUCCCUGCAGGAGCGCGUGUCAAUCACCGUGGCACAGGCCUCGAAGCCCGCCCUCUCGACGUGCAGGUCUGGCAAGGGCUCUUUGGUGAAACAGCUGCUCGAGCACCUGCUGGGCCCGCACUACAUCGCGCUCACGCAGGAACCAGUCGGGGGCAUCCACAGGUUCCGAUCCAGCUACGGGGACGUCCCGAGGGUGGUCAGCUGCAUCUGCCUCGACCACUUCUUUCUACGAGACAAGAUCAAGAAGGAGCUGAACGGCCACUACGACACCCCCGAGGCUCUGGAUCACGAGGGUAUUCUGGUGGCUGCCAGCGCAGAGAGGUCGGACUCACUGGUCUCUUGGGUUCUCGUAGAGGGCUUCAUGGCCUUCUACGACGCGAGGCUGUAUUGCCUGUGCCACGUGCGCAUCUGGCUGGAGCUGCCCGUUGCGGUGGCCUGGAAGCGGCGCGCCAAGACCAAGAGGGUGAAGAGAGAGUAUUUCGACCUCCACAUCUGGCCAAACCACGUGACGUACCGGGAGCUGGUCUUCUCGCGCCCCGGGGCCUCACAGCAGAUCGGCGUGCUGGAUGCCACCCAUCGAGCCCGCCGUCGAUACUGCCUGCCGCCGUGA